Molecule: messenger RNA, 3601 nt
Organism: Hydra vulgaris (swiftwater hydra)
Lineage: Eukaryota; Metazoa; Cnidaria; Hydrozoa; Anthoathecata; Hydridae
Product: protein PFC0760c
Biological process (GO): septin ring organization; mitotic cytokinesis; actomyosin contractile ring assembly
Cellular component (GO): actomyosin contractile ring
Source: RefSeq, a predicted model, not a curated record
GCGGUUAACUUCAUUUGUUUCAGUUUUCACUUAUAACAUAUAGUGUGUUAUUGUGUUUAAUUAACAUAAAAAAACAAAGCAUGCCUAAAAGACGUUAUAACGUACUUAAAAGUUUGAAAGAAAAUAAUGUAGAAACUGAACUUCAGUCUAUGAUACUGACGCAGGAAUUGAAGUUUAAUUCAAAAGUUUGCCGACAAAUUAAUCAUUUUACUGUGAGCAAAGGAAGUAAACAAACGACCUUUUAUCAACAUUUCGGGAAGGAAAACAUUUUAAAAAAAAGAAAAAUGGCUGACGGCGAUGAGAAUAAGAUUAUUAAACCGAAUAUCGGAGAGGAUGUUCAACAUUUACUUAACGAUCAAAUACGUAUAAGAGAAGGUGCAAUGAAGCUAAUUUCUGCAUGUAGUACACUUAAUCAAGCGUUAGAAGCAAGUAAAAAUUUGCUCACGAUUAAUGCACGAAUUCUUGGACUAAUGAGUGCAUUGCAAAAACAAAAACAAGAAUGUGUUUUGCAAGAAUAUAAUAGAAGUAAAAGUUUCUCUGCAGCAAGUCGUUCUGAAUCAUGUACUGGACAAAUAGCAAUAUCAGAUAUACGUGUGCCUGUUAUGUGGAAGGAUAAUGUACAUUUUACAGGAAGAACUGGUGAUCAGCUGUUUUAUGCUUUUGCAUUGAUUCGAUGUGGUAACGAAGUUAGAGACACUCCACUAUAUGAAGUAACAAGCACUGAUACAGAUAUGUACUUUGAUGAACCUCUUGUGUUUGAAGAGCUCCAAGCAGAUUUCAAAAUGGAAUUUGAACUUUAUUACACGGUUAUAACAGCAAAUGAAAGAUAUGGCUCCAAAGUGCCAUCCAAAAGCACCCUUAUUGUAAAAAAGCGUGCAGUUCAAUUUAAUGUUCCAAAGUUUGCAUUAGCUGGUCAUACACAAUUAUCUGUAGAUGAUAUCAAACAAGGAGUUAUAUCUAAAGAUCUUCUAAUGGGCAGUAAAGGAGCAAGUGGAGUGGCAGUAUUAGGAGAUGCUUCUGAAUUUCCAGUUCAUCCACUAGAAUUGUGGGGGCAAUUUUGCUGUCAAUUAGCUGCUGUUCCUUUAUGUAUGCGCGAGGAGAUUUUUCUUGGAAAUUGUUUUGUUGCAAAGAUGGACAAUGAGUUCGUUGAGUGGUAUGUAGUAUUGUAUCAGUGUGAAUUAAGUUGCUGGUGUAAUCAAAAUACAUAUUCUAAAAGUAGUAAACCAGUUGACGCUAUUAAACUUACUCAGAACACAGAAAUAACUAAGGACUGUUUGACAAUCCAUAUCAAGUCACAAGCUGCUCAACGAUCAUUUAGGUUUUCUGAUGAGAGUAUUUGUUCAAAGUAUCUUGUCACUUUAGAAAACUGUUUACUAAAUCUCCAAGUAUGGAAAUUAGCUUGUGAAGAAGUAAUGGUUAUUCCACAAAGCAAAAAAAAUAGAAUAUCUAUACCAUCAAAAGUUUCUUUCUAUGAUCAAAUUGUUAUCGAAGCUCCUUCUCCAGAUUUGAAUAGAUCAAACAGCUUUGAUUUGAAUAGAUCAAGUAGUUUUGCUUCAACCUGUUCUGAUAAUAAGGACACAGAAGUUCUUGAAAAUAAGGUUUUAUCAGACUCAGAAGAUUUGGCCCAAAUUAUCACUGAUGUUCAUAAUGAUUCAAAUUUGUCAAACAACAAUGAUCAUGAUAUUGAAAAAAAUGAUGAGGUGUUUACUACAGAACCUUUAACAGAUAUUAUGGUAAAAACAGAAACAAAAAGUUCUAUAACAAGUGAUCUUUCUGAGAGCAGCUCAUCUAAUCCAUCCCAUAGUUUAUCUAGUGAUGAAUUGUCUCACAAAGCAUCUAGUAUUGAAACAUGCAGUUUUACAGAAACUUUUAAAUGUACUGAAAGUUUAAAAGAUGUUUUCAAAGAAUCUAGUAGCAUUUUUCCAAGUGAAAACUCUGAUAUAAAUAAAAACUCUAAAAUUACUACAGCUAAUUCUGAUUCUUGUAGUAGUGACUCAACUGCCCCAAACAGUACUCCAACUGUCUCUGGUUGUUGUAUUCAAGAAUCUAAUAGUAAUGAUGAAGUCAUUACAGGACACCACCAAUUAGAUAAUUUUCAAAACUUAACUCUUGAAAAUCAGAAUUAUAUUAAAAAUUCUGAGUUGAAUGACUCAAAUGAAUUGGUAAACAAUUCCAAUUUCAUAAAAGAUCAAAAUUCUGAAAAAUCAAAUUUAUCAGAAUCUACUCUAUCUAAUCUUGUUGACUCCAAUGUUACAGAUCAUUUGUGCUAUAAUCUUGUUGACUCCAAUGUUACAGAUCAUUUGUGCUAUAAUCUUUCAGAUGCAAGAUCCGAAGCUGUUGUUGAGCUUGGUAAUGGUUGUACUGAAACACAAAAUCUUUUAACAAAAGAAUGUGACUCAAAUGCCAGUUGUGGUGAUUAUGGUCAUACUGAAUCUAGUAAUAACAAAAUAUUUGAUGAUAAUGCAUGUAAAAAUAAAGAAAUGUGUGAUAAUAAUGUAUGUAAUGAUUCUAAAAGAGAACUUUAUAACCCUGAUGCCGAAAAAAUACCACCAUCCUCUGAUAGUUCUAUAAUGCCUAAAGAAAAUCUGACUGAUGAAGUUAAUACAUGUCAGUAUAAGGAAAAUCUAAUACAGCCUGAUGAAAUUGAUACUUUUCAGUCUAAAGAAAAUGCAACACAGUCCAACGCAGACAGUUUUUAUUCUGAAAAAAAUUCAGUACAACUUGAUCAAAUAGAUUAUUUUCAAUCUAAAGAAACUAUAUUACAGCCUAAUGAAGUUGAUGCUUUUCAGUUUAAAGAAAAUGCAAGGUUGUCCAGUGAAGUUAAUGAAGUUAGUGAAACUAAACAAGUUAGUAUAUUAUCUUUUAAAGAAGAUGACAUAGUAGUUCAAUCGGAAAAUAUUGAUAAUAGCACUACUUGUCCAUCACAGUUGGUAGAAGAGUUAAACAUUUCUUCUGUUGAUAAAAUAUGUAUUAAUGAUGUUGAUAGCGAUAUUAAUGUAAUGAGUGAUUUCAAUAAAAUUGCAGUAUCUUGUAAUGAAAAUUCUCCUGAAAAUGAAGCUUUUUUGUUAAAUCUUCCUAAAGAUGAUACUCAACCAACUAUUGCCAAUAAUAAUGAGAUAUGUUCAGAAAAAGUACCCAGUUUAGAAACUUUGCAUGAAAAACAUGAUAACGCUGUAGCAGAAAUUUCUUUUGUUGACUGCAGCAAAGGUUCAGAAUGUUGAUUACAAUAUUCAUUUGCAAAUACUAAUUUAGUAGUAUAUAUGAUCAAAUGAUGUUUUGAUAAUGCUGUGCAGUAUUAUAAUUACAUCAAAACGAAAACGAACAAUGAUGAAAAAGUGAUGUGAUGAAAUAUGAAAAUCAAAAGUAAACAGCAAAACAUGUUACAACACGCCAGCUGACAAUGUGAACGUUAGAUUUAAUAUACUAUCAAUAUAUACAUAUUAUAUACAUUUAAACAUCAGAUUUAUGUACACAUCAUGUAUGUAGUAUGUUGUUAAUUUAUUUAUAUAAAUGUUUUUUGAGUUUUUAGGUUUUAUCAAAAUUUCCUUAAAAAAAUUAAGCGUAAUAAUUUUUUUUUUUUAAGUUUUAUUUUAAAUCUAUU